AUGGUUAACCGCGCUAACUGCAGCCAAAUCGAUCCUGCUGCGGCAAGUGAUUUGGGCGAGUACUCCGUCUGGGGUAACAAUUCGUUGUUUCCUGAACACCGGAACUCCGGUCUACCGCGCGUCAAAGAGUCUCUAAAUAACCGGGUGCUGAGUCCCACGCUCGUCGGAAGCAACUGUACAGUUUACAAAAGCAUGUCACCGCGAUACGACGUGAAUCCCGCAUUCAACAACCAUUCGAAAAAAAAAAUCCAAGAAUUACUGCAACAAAUGCCCAUGAUGGACAAACUCGGUGGAGAUCAAUUGGUCCGCAAACACUUAUCGGCGGUCCAACGGCUUGACGAAAUUAUGGCCGCACGUGGUAAAUUAGUGCAAUACGCUAUGAUCUCCACGGCGGGCCUAAUGCCGCGCAGGAUUUACACUUAUAAUGCCAUUUGUGAGGGUAUGGUAACUUACGGAUGCGGUUCGUCGAUGGAAGAAGCGAUAGAAGAUGCGGCGGCCAAAUUAUUGGAAAAGCUUGCACUUGCUCCUGUACAAGCCGAUGACCAUUUACUGAAUUCAAUGGAUUCAUUAAUGAUAGACAAUAAGCCUAAUGUGAAAUAUGGCAACCACAUUGGUAUACUGCAAGAGUAUUGUCAAGCUCGUGGUUUGGAGUUACCAAUAUAUGAAUACCGUCAAGAUAAUGACACUAAAAACAAGAGGUAUAUGUACUCCGUUACAUGUUCCAUUGGGCAAUGCAAAUUCACGGGUGUAGGGAUAUCCAAGCAAAUCGCUAAAAACCAUGCUGCUCGUUUGAUGUAUGACCAAAUUAAUUCGAAUAAUGCUACAACCAAUCAGAAUUCAACAUCGAAUACCAGAAAGAAGAAACCGAUAGAUUUCGAUCAAGGUUUGUCGAAAAAUGAUGCCAAAAACAACGCUGUGAACAUAGCUUUGGACCAGAUCUACCACGGAAAAAACAAAACCAAAAUGUCUGCCAAUUACAUUGGUACACUCCAAGAGAAGUGCGCAGCUCGUGGUUGGGAACUGCCAAAAUAUGAAUACCACCAAGAAAAUGAUAAUGAAAUCCAUAAAUUAUUUUAUUCCGUGGUAUGUUCAGUAGGGCCCUACAAAUUCACGGGUGUAGGUAACUCCAAGCAACUUGCAAAAAAUCAAGCAGCUCAAAUUGUGUGUGACCAAAUUGAUUUGGAUCAACAGAACAACACUUCGGUACUUCAUAGCGAUUACACACAUGAUACAGCCGAUAAAAAGUCGAAUGCUAUGAAACGAAAAAAAGGCGAUCAGUGUAAUCGGGUUCACCCCAUGAAAAUAUGGUAUAAACAAAUAUCAUCAUCUAACAAAGAAUGUGUUCAAAAACUAAAGAGUUUCACUACCUGGGAAGAAAUUAAUAUGACUCCAUUUGAAUUUUUGACAAAACUUGCAAACGAAGAAAACUUUAGUGUCACAUAUGAACAAAUGUUUGAUAAUGUUGACGGAAAACCAGUUUUUGGAGCAAUUCAUAUAUGCUUAGCAAGGGAACAUGUCAUGACGUUUAUGGAUGAGGGAAUCACAGAUGCAGAUGCUCAAAAUUCGGUUGCCGAGAAAACAUUAAAUUACAUCAAACAUAUUAAAUAA
This is a messenger RNA of Macrosiphum euphorbiae (potato aphid), 1608 nucleotides long. The record is from the annotation of a GenBank genome assembly. Lineage: Eukaryota; Metazoa; Arthropoda; Insecta; Hemiptera; Aphididae.